Pogonomyrmex barbatus (red harvester ant) is the source of this 1668-nucleotide messenger RNA. Its product is annotated as E3 ubiquitin-protein ligase RNF14. Gene Ontology annotation, biological process: protein ubiquitination. The record is from RefSeq and is a predicted model, not a curated record. Gene Ontology annotation, molecular function: protein binding; ubiquitin-protein transferase activity; zinc ion binding. Lineage: Eukaryota; Metazoa; Arthropoda; Insecta; Hymenoptera; Formicidae.
UUUUGACAGCUAGAUUGCAAAGUGCGAGACGAUUAAUCACAAGACCCGAAAUCGUGCGCUCUACGAAUUUCUAGAAAUUCGUCGAUGGACCACGAGAAACAGAAGGAUGAGAUCACCGCGUUGGAAAGCAUUUACAAUGAGGAGGAAUUCUCGUAUCACGAGGAGAACGGCCAGUAUGAAUGCAGCUUCAAAAUAUUCGUGAAUCUGCCGGCCAAAUGUCACUUGUCGUAUAAAGAUCUGAGACACGAAACGGAUUUGGCACAGGAAGUACAGAUUUCAUAUCUACCACCUUUGACAUUACACGUUACGUUACCAGAGGAUUACCCAUCCGUGUCUGCUCCUACGUUCAUGUUAUGUUCCUCUUGGUUGUAUCCGAUAGUACUGUCUAAGUUAUGCAGAAAACUCGAUUCGUUAUGGGAGAGCAGCAAGCAAGAGAUUCUCUUUACAUGGGUAGAGUUCCUCCAGGAUGAAACGCUCAACUUCUUAAAAAUUAAGGACCGUCUGGAUAUGGAUCACAUGUAUACGUCUUACAAGAGAGCACUGGAAAAAUUGCAGGUCUCUCAAGCAAACAAGGAAACAGGCGAGUCUAAUAAACAAUGCAACAGCGAGGCCAGAGAGAGCGGCAUGUCAAAGAAAACCAAUGUUCUUGACAAAAGAGCCAUUCUAGAUUGUCCAAUCGGUAGGAAUCCUAUCCAGAUGUUAAUCGAUUAUAAUGAGAAACGGAAACAGGUCGAAUUCAAAAAGAAUUUUUAUACGUGCAACAUCUGCUUCACUGAUAAAUCAGGAGAGCACUGUACGCAGUUUCUGCCUUGCGCUCAUAUCUUCUGUAAAGAUUGCAUCAGAGGCUAUUUCGAAGUGAGGAUCAAGGAGGGAAAUGUACAAAAUAUUUGUUGUCCUGAAGAGAAAUGCAAGUUUGAAGCUACGCCUAGCCAGGUAAAAGAAUUGGUAAGUUCGGAGUUAUUCUCAAAAUAUGAUUCCUUACUGUUAAGUACCACGUUAGACACCAUGAUGGAUAUAGUUUAUUGUCCGAGACGACAUUGUCAGUAUCCGGUAACUCGCGAUCCUGAUGAUAAUAUGGCAAGAUGUCCAGUUUGUCAAUACGCAUUCUGCGUUCGUUGCAAGAUGGUUUAUCAUGGUGUAGAACCCUGUAAAAUUAGUUCAGCUGAAAAACAACGAUUAUUGAAAGAAUACGAAUCAGCCAGUAACGAAAAGAAAGCCGAAAUGGAGAAAUAUUAUGGGAAGAGACAACUUCAAACGAUGAUGGAGAAUACCAUGUCUGAAAAUUGGAUCAAUGAUAACAGUCAUAAUUGUCCUCACUGCAAAACUGCAAUCGAGAAAUCGGAUGGCUGCAACAAGAUGACGUGUUCACAUUGUGGCACAUAUUUCUGUUGGUUAUGUGGCACGCGGCUGAAUCCCGAGGCGCCUUACUUACACUUCCGAAAUCCUGAAUCUAAAUGCUUCAACAUGUUAUAUCGCGGUGUAAUACCCGAUGAACUAGAUGAUGACGAUGAUUUCGAUUUUCACGCCGAAUACCUGGACUACUAUUCCGAAGAUGAAGAGUAUAUUCAAGAUGAAGAUUUCGUAUUGGAAUUAGACGAUUGAAUCAAUGUUGAAAAAAUCAAUUACGGAUUUAAUUUUCGAAUUUAUAAUAUAUAUAUAUAUAUAUAU